GCAAAAAGUGCGCGCGGAGGAGGGCCGCUCGGAUGUGGUGUGCUGGCAGGGUUUUGCUGGCUAAACAAGGCGCUACGUCUCACAAACCCUCCUCCGACACUUUCCACCCGCGCCCGCUGCAUCUGCCUGUCACACGACAACAGCGACAACAACAUCGACAGAGCUGCGCGGCGGAGCCGAGUGCGAGUCCGCCGGUGUCUAACGAGGUGGCGCCCUGCGAGCCUUGCAUGCGGGCCGGAGCGACAGCGCUUCAUUGGGCUUUGACGCACGUCAAUUAAUCCUAAUUAGCAGACGCGCGGGGGAGGUCACCGCGUAUCUCCACCGCCGCCCAUAACCCGAAUCCCCAAUGCUCGCUCCGUCCCGCAGUCCAUCACCAGCAUGUCAUGGAUUCAAGUCGACUUUAGCUUGGUCCGUUAUUCCCCCAUCGAAGGUACCCACUACUUCUUCGACCCUGCUUAUCCGACCGCCAUCCAAUUCUUGGUGAAUGGGCAGUGGGAACCUUGGGACGUCGGCUGGGUCAAACACAAAGCGCAAGACCCUGACAUCAAGCGCAUCGCCGAGGAUGCUGAAACUCGACUCAUUUUCGAUCACACGUCCGAGUACCGACAUUGGCCAUCGUCCCCACCCGCGACACCAGGCGUUGAUGAACAUGCGCCGUCUCGGAACGUCGUAGAGUCACCGCUGCCGUCGCCAUUAUUCCAGGAAUUUUCCAGCCCCACUGCGCAGGAUCACCCGCAGGGCCAACCGCCAGCACCACAUCUUCCUCCUCCGGCGUCCUCUCAGCCAUACAGCUACGCCGGGCCUUCCCAAUCAUCCCAGGCACCGACUUACACUUCCCCAUACGGACCGGAUCCAGCCACGCCACCCAGUAGUCAUACUCCAACAUCACAUGCGGUUUCCGCACCCCACCCAACAGUAACCCUUCCGCCGAUAAUCGACCCUGCGCUCAGCAAUGGCGCCCUGCAGGCCGCAUAUUCACCAACAGAGCACGUACCGCAGCCCACAGUAGCGCCAUCGGUUCUCCUUCCCAGGAAUCGCGAAACUAAGAUCCUCCUCUCGCUUGAUGGCGAUGGGGUCCGGGGACUCUCACAGGUUCUACUCGUGGAGUCGCUUGUCAACGCCAUCUGCACCAAGAUAGGACGGCAAGUAGACCCGUAUCAGAUCUUCGACCUAAUAGGCGGAGCCUCCAUGGGAGGUAUAUUGGCUAUCAUGCUCAGCCGCCUCCGAAUGCAAGCACACCAAGCCCGGGAGGCGUAUAAACUUGUCGCGAAAGAAGUUUUCUGGAACAAGAGGGAUUUCUUCACUUCUUUCGACCCACACGCUCCGCCUAUUAGUCACGAUGGACAGGCUGUCGAGAAUGCGAUUAAAGCAGUGGUGACACGGGAGGUGGGAAGCCAGGAAGAGCUCCUUUAUGACUCUCGAGAUGAUUCUGCUGACGUCUUUGUCGUCUCGACACGAAUCGAUAUCGGCACCAACAAAGCCGCACUCAUGCGGUCUUACCAGACACGGCGAAUAACAGGCCCUGAGCUCGACGCCAACAUGACCAUAUGGCAGGCCAUGCGAGCAACAGUGGUAGCACCGCGCUACAUGCAGCCCCGUUCCGGGAUAAACUGGCGACCAGUUAUCGAGCCCGGACUUGUAGAUCACGGCACCGCAAAAAACAACCCAAUUCGCGACAUCCUCUACGAAUGCAGAAAGCUAUUCAGGUAUGCGAACGAUAUGAUGGUCAUCGUUUCAAUCGGAACAGGCGCGGGUCUCGAUUGGAAUCACGAGCUCCCCGAGAUGGCGAAGAGUGUUGGAGACAGGAAUCUCGAGGCCAGUGUGUGGGGAGAAAAGUUCGAAGCAGAUCACCAGGCACUGAUGGAGCGUGGCUGGAUGAAAUACUUCCGGUUCAAUGUACCGGAUCUCAAUGAUGUCCCGUUGGAGGAGUGGUGCCAUGAAGAUCAGCUGAAACAGAAGACACUGACGUAUCUUGGGAGACCGGAUGUAGGCCAGGCGUUUUAUGCCUGUGUGGAUGCUAUUAUCUCAGUCUUGGUCGGGGGUCAGCCCGCUCGGUGACGAGAUGACUUCCGUGAGGAUACCGAAGAAGGCUCUGCGGGAUAGGGAGAUUUGAUGGUGUUGUCUAGGAGCGGCCGGCCCUGUAAAAGAGUAUUGGUCAUCAUGAACUGUAACGAACGAACCCUUUGUAGGAUGUAGUAACACUUAAAUGGAAAUCUUGGUAACAUAA
This is a messenger RNA of Trematosphaeria pertusa, 2227 nucleotides long. Its product is annotated as FabD/lysophospholipase-like protein. Bases 379 to 2058 code for a protein of 559 amino acids. The record is from RefSeq and is a predicted model, not a curated record. The transcript is spliced from 3 exons. Lineage: Eukaryota; Fungi; Ascomycota; Dothideomycetes; Pleosporales; Trematosphaeriaceae. Gene Ontology annotation, biological process: arachidonate metabolic process. Gene Ontology annotation, cellular component: membrane.